Molecule: messenger RNA, 1370 nt
Organism: Cyanistes caeruleus (blue tit)
Lineage: Eukaryota; Metazoa; Chordata; Aves; Passeriformes; Paridae
Gene: EBAG9
Product: estrogen receptor binding site associated antigen 9
Cellular component (GO): secretory granule
Source: RefSeq, a predicted model, not a curated record
AGCUCGUGGUGGGACGGCAUUGCUUGGGGUUACCUACUGUUCACGCUGACGGACAAAUUUAAUAGUAUGUAGUGUGAAAAAUUCUUAGCACACUUUUAAAUACUUCGGAAUUUCUAACAGCUCACAGAAAACGACAGUAUUGGAGCAGCCUACCUAAUGAUCCACCUUCCUGACUCUUCCUAACUUAAAGCCUGGAAUAUAAAAAGUGAUUUAAAUGCCAUAGCAUAUUUGAAAUCAAGCUGUCCUUCCAUGGAAUACUCAUGGCCUGAGGAAAAUGUCACAGGGCUGCCUUCUCUUCUCAUCAGGAGGAGGGGUUUCUUACCAUGGCCAUAACACAGUUUCGACUCUUUAAAGUCUGUACUUGCCUGGCAGCAGUGCUUUCUUUCAUUAAAAAGUUAAUAUGCAGGUCUGGAAGAGGACGAAAGUUAAGUGGAGACCAAAUAACUUUGCCAACCACAGUGGAUUAUUCAUCCGUUCCUAAGCAGCCUGAAGUAGAAGACUGGUCUUCAUGGGAUGAAGAUGCACCUACAAGUGUGAAGAUUGAAGGUGGCAAUGGUAAUGUGGCUGCUCAGCAAAAUUCUUUGGAACAAAUGGAACCUGAUUAUUUCAAAGAUAUGACACCAACUAUAAGAAAAACUCAAAAAAUAGUUAUUAAAAAACGAGAGCCUUUAAAUUUUGGGAUUCCAGAGGGAAACACAGGAUUUUCUAGCAGAUUAGCAGCUACACAAGAUAUUCCUUUUAUUCACCAGUCUCCUGAACUGGGAGACCUGGAUACAUGGCAAGAAAAUACAAAUGCCUGGGAAGAAGAAGAAGAUGCUGCUUGGCAGGCAGAAGAAGUUCUUAGACAACAGAAGAUAGCAGAAAGGGAAAAAAGAGCAGCAGAACAACAGCGUAAGAAGAUGGAGAAAGAGGCACAAAGGCUAAUGAAAAAGGAACAAAACAAAAUUGGUGUAAAACUGUCCUAACAGAAACCAUGCAGCAAUGACAGUGAAAAGAGAAUUUCAGCUCCACAAUAUACAUAUUGGUAUUGAUUUAACUAUUUAUGGGACUUCAACACACUGCUUGGUUUCAAUGCAUUCUUCAGGUCAUCUUGGAAGCCAGGAUUUUCCCAAACUAUCUUGAACUACUAGUACGUAGUUCUUAAAGGAGAAAAGUCCCACAGAAGAUCAUGCCUUGAUGGAAUGUUUCCUGCAAUAGUUCUUUUCCAGCACCCUUCUUUGCAGCAAAAGUGAUUGACAAGGAUGUUGAUUGAAAAACACUGUUAAUGAACAGCUCAAGCCUAGAGAAAAGAAUGUAAAUAUUGAGUGGUGGGAAAUCUACCUGUAUUGUCUGUGCUUACCUGAAACAUGUAAUUAAACAGUUUUAAAGAA